Molecule: messenger RNA, 618 nt
Organism: Microthlaspi erraticum
Lineage: Eukaryota; Viridiplantae; Streptophyta; Magnoliopsida; Brassicales; Brassicaceae
Source: the annotation of a GenBank genome assembly
AUGGGCAGAAUGAUAAGCUUGAAUGGUGCUAAUUAUCAUCUGUGGAAAGGCAAGAUGGAGGAUUUGCUUUUCGUGAAGGAAUUCCAUAUUCCGGUAUUUCAAGAGAAGAAGCCUGAGAAGAAAACUGAUGAAGAAUGGAUCUUGAUGCAUCGCCAAGUCUGUGGUCUGAUAAGGCAGUGGGUUGAUGAUAAUGUUUUGCAUCAUAUUGAAAAUGAGGUUAAUGCUCGUUCUUUGUGGUUGAAGCUGGAGCAGCUGUAUGCUCGGAAGACCGGGAACAAUAAAAUGUACAUGAUCAAAAAGUUGAUUGAGCUCAGAUAUCAGGAGGGAACUCCGAUGACAGAUCACUUGAAUGAGUUUCAGGGAUUGCUCAACAAGCUUUGUGAUAUGGGCAUCAAGUUUGAUGAUGAGAUUCACGGUUUGUGGCUUCUUGGUACAUUACCAGAUUCUUGGGAGGUGUUCAGGAUGUCUCUUUGUAACUCUGCAUCGGAAGGUACCAUUUCGAUGGACUUAGUGAAGAACAGUGUUUUGAAUGAGGAAGCAAGAAGGCAGUCAAAUGCUAGUUCUUCGCGUUCAGAUGUUCUGGUUUCUGAGUCAAGGGGGAGGAGUACAUACAGAGAG